UCUAUGUAUCUGCCUCCAUGAAUAUUCAAUUGGUUAUUCUAUAUGCCUCCAUUAAUAUUCAAUUCAUUUUUCAUAUACUACUAUACUAGAGAACUGCGAGCUUGAUUAUUUUUUAAUUCAGUUUUCACGUUUCCAAACGAUUCUCCACAUUCGCCUUUCGGUGCAAGCGAAGGGCGCUUUAUUUAGAUAUGCAAUAUGUCUCUUUGUGUAUUCAUUGGGAUUGAGUUCCGAUGCUUAUUAUAUUCAUGCAAUUGUCUCUUAUUAUCAGUCAAUGCCUUGGGACAAAAAGAUAUUUCUAUUUUUCGUAUUUAAAAGUAAUUGCUGCUGCCUAAGUAGAUCAAUGCUUCCUGCAUUGCUAGCAAUGGCAACGACAGACUGACUUAGAGAGACAUGUAACGUUAGGAGUGUAGCAAAUUUUAAAUUUCGGACGAAUUAGCUGAUUAAGAAAGAUAGAAAGCCAGCACAUAAUUUAGAAUGCUCUAUCUUGAUAGGAAAAAAAUAAAAGAAGAAAUCAAGAAAAGAAAAAACCAUCACAUGAUCAGUUGAUACUUAUAAGUAUGUUGAUGAGAUCAAUAGUAGUUUGUGCUGUGUAGACUAUGCUAUUAGUGCAUCAUUGUAUUUGUAUUAGAUUAAUAUAGACGAUAUCCUGUUGACUUAUGUCAUGUACUUUUAGUUUAUUUAUUAUUCUAUAUUAUAUUAAUAUAAAUCAUAUGCAACUUAUGAAUUAUGUGAUGCCGUUCAUAUUAGAUGUAUUGUCAGCACAGUGUUGAAUGGUUAGUAUACUAUAAAAUAAAAGACCCGAGUAGCACACACUGAAGCACUUUGAUUAAAGGAUAACUCUAGGGUGAAUAUAGGCGAUUAUGUUUGAGUUUUGAAGAUUGGACUUUGAGAAAAAUCCUUUGUUGGAGGGCAAACAUUACUUCUUGUUAAUUGAAGUGUUUUGGGAGAAUGUUAUUACUCUAGUGUCAUGGAUGACUUGGAUAGAACACAGCUUGAUUCUCUGAACUGCUGUGCUAAGUUGUUUUACCCCAGGUCAACAGUUGGUGAGAUGCCAUCUUUUUCAAGUGUGAACUGGGGAUAACAUGUUGGAAUAGUUUAUAUUACACUUCGAGAUGGAUACCCAUAACUGUUUGGACAGUUUGGUGCAAUAAUGAAGGAUCCCAUGAAAACUCAUGUCUUGUGUAACUGCUCGUUGUGUGGAAACAUAGGAAUAUGAAAAUGGAAUUAACGUCGAAGUGAUAGAUAAAAUAUAUUAGUGGAAUUGGAAUUUUUUAUCUCAAGAGUUCAACCAAAGAGACCCUAAGUAAGAAUAAGGCUUAUGCAAUGUAAGAUCACUAAACUGAAACAAUGAAUAUCCUAGCAUCGAUUGAGAGGUGAGGACCUGCAAAAUCACUUGAACAUGGAAUUUGAGUUGAAAGCCCGUAAUGAAUCAAUCAUCCAAUUUAAAUGUAUGGAUUCGUUUUUGGAAUCACUUGAUGCAAGAGAAAAUUCAGAUAAAUCUGUAAAGAAUUUAAGAACAGUCAUAGUGGCUAAGCCAAUUAUUAAAUCUAAUUAUCCAAAAAUGGAAAAGGAAAAAAUAAGCAACAAUUGAUUCCCACUAAUUAUGUAGUCAUAAGUGUAGGCUAAGGGGGAUCUUGGUCGUAGCAGGCAAGAUUGAUUGUAAUGAUGGUGUUGCGACUAGGAGUGUAAUGAUCACCCUGCAGUGAGUGUCUUUCACACAAGUUGGAGACUGGCUUUAAGUGAGGUUCAUGGGAUGAUUCAAGAAAGUUAGUGUCCUAUUCAAGCUUCUCUAAUUCAAGUGUGUUGUCCUUUGUUCAUUGGAGUGGGGACAAUAAUUCCAGCAACUUUUACUUCCAGCUAAACUCAUCAAAGACGUGAUUUUGGGCAAGUUGGACACUAUCAACAUUCUUGCAAAAUCCAGGCGAGUUGCAAUCAAGCCAAGCUGCUGCCCAAUUCUAGAGAGUCUCCUUCACAUCCAAACCCCCAAUCAAACACACUUAAUCAAGAUCAAUUGAGCAUGUAUAAUUCUAAAUCAAAUAGAAAAAUGAAAAAGUAAAUGUAUUCACUAAUUUAUCGAAAGCCUGGUGAUAUUUUUAUGUUUUCACUGGGAUUUAGCACACAAUGCUGUUUACUUGCUUCACUUUAUUUACUAGGAAUGCGACGAAGGACAGUAGCUGGUUCAAUGUUCUCUUGAAAAAACAAAAAAAAUCAUUUUAGUAAAAUUGUUUUUCUAUAAACAUAUUAUAUUUGUCACAGCUCACAGCAAUGAUCAGUUCUAAACUAAACAUAAUCAUGCUUACUAUUAUUUAGAAUUUGAAGAACAUUGCUACAGCUGUAUCUUAGUGAGGUUAUAUAACUUCUAUUAUUUACAUAUUUCUAACAUUUGAGUGUGUUCUUUUUGCAAAAAAACACACGUUCUCCAAAAAAAGAAAUAAUAUAUUACAUACAUUCGUUAUUUUUAUAUACCUAUAUAAUUCUCUAUACCUUACAUAAAAAAUAUCUCUUUACACCAUUUCACAAAACAAACACACUGUAUUCUAAUACAUUAUUUUUUUUAUACUUUUAUUCUUAUUUUUUAACUACCAUGAAUAAUACUAAUUAUAAUAUCCUCUAUAAAGAUGUAAAUAAUGGAUAGAUUUGGAACACCAAGGGAAAGCGUGAUUUCAUCAACAAACUACCAUAUACAUGGUUAACAUUCUUUCAGUUGUAUAUAGAAGUGAUUUAUCAAAAGAUAUCUGCUUGCUUGCCUUCUGAUUGUUUAAUCUAUUGCAUUUUUUUUUCUAAAAGCUAAGCUUUUGGGAAAGUUGUAUCCUAUUAAGAACUAAUUAUUGUGUUUCCACCUUACCUUGGCGACAAAUUAUGGAGUAGCAGUAUGUGGUUGGUGGAAACUUUGUUUACUUGCAGAAGAACACACCAUAACUCAGUAAUCACUGAUGUUAAUAUCUGGAUAAUCAUGUUGAUUCUUAAUAUAUAUGUAUAUAACUUGUCCACAUCAUGCUAUCUGUAACAACAUGCACUGUAAUGUCUCUUUGUGGCAUAUUUAAAAGGAUUUAACCAUAUUUUUUUAUUAGAUUCUUAGGCUUGAUUCUGUAUCUAGACGUAUAAUCCAAUAAUGGCAUUUAUUAUUCCAAUUUAAUAAUCUACUGAUACAUGUUUCUGUGUACUAUGGUCAUCAAAAAUAGUACUUCAACUAUUGCCCCUCUGGCUUCAUAUCUUUUCAAUGUAACGUGUCUUCUCUAUCUUUGUUGUUCCCCCCUCACAUAAACAUUGAUUUAGAUUUAGAUUUUGCUAGAUCAAUUACAGAUAGCCAUGGGUUUUCUCAUUGUCCUUAUAUUUCAUGAUACUCUUCCACUGCUGCAGAAAUCUUAUCAAGCAUGUAAAACAAAUUUAUUCUGGUUUGAACCUGGUAGAAGUUAUACUCUCAGGCUUUUUAUACUUUGGGUGAUUAUUAGGGAUUAUAUCAGGAUUAAAAUAAUCCCCUUUAAUCUCAUUUAGUACACGCACCCUCAGAUAUCAGUAUUACUUAUAACCAUUGCAUAUAGCCUUUAUUUGAUAUUAGUAUUACUUAUAACCAUUGUAUAUAGCCUUUAUUUAUGGGAUUUUGCUAUGUUAGAAAAACUGUUUGAAAACUAUAGGACUUGUGCAAGAACUUUUCAUCAUGAUUAAACCCUGAAAUUUCACCAUAUUAAACUUAAUAUUAUGCGUCUCAAAUGCUAUAUGUUUAUUUGUAAUGCCGCUAUAUGUGAAUGAGUUAAUUUUAAUGUUUAGAUAUAUCCUGUGCAACAUGAUUCACCAGUCGUGCUGUAAUACAUGGUGGGGACAUGGUUGAUGCAUAUCCUAAUCCAUGAAAUCGUAUGUUAUUUUUUGCUUUUUCAAUUCAUCUGACCGUGUCUUCAGAACUAUUUAAGUUGAUAUAUUCCAUACAUGCCCUAUUUCUAUAUGCAGAAGUGCAUUGGGGACAAACCAAGUUGGUAGAGAUUUUAUAAGCUGAGUUGUUUGAGAUAAAUUAUAACAAUAUUCUAUGUUUGAUUCACCUCCACGACCUUCCUGUGGAUGAUGUCAUAACAUAUGAUUAAUUUAUCACAAUGUCCAAUCUUUUUAUGAAAAUGAACCCCCAUGUUCUGUCAACUGUCAGGUGCCAUUCCUUGUCCACCUUCCUAAAUGUGAUGAUCUCUAAUCAUCAUUUCUGGUUAAAUGUAUAUACACUUCAUAUUUUUCAUCGAAUGAUUGGAAUCCUCGUCGUGUCACCUUGUUAGAAUGAUAGCGAUUUCUCUCGUAGAUAAUGUGGUUUUUUAAGGCUUUGAAAGGUUGCAUAUAUCUCCCCCAUUGUUGUAUGUACUACUCAUCUAUGAAUUGUAUGGGUCCCAUGUCGCGCAUUUUUAACUUUAGUUCAGGAUUCGGAUCCAAUCCAUUCCCUUUAAACUAUUGGUUAUACAAGUAGAAUAUGCUUUCUCCGCACAAAUGGCUUGCCAUUUGUCAAUCAAUGACAACUGUUGCUCAUUACAGCUAAGGUACGGGGUUAUAAAUACCUUAAACAUAUUCAUAAGGUAGAGAGAGCUUCCAUUAGACUGUUGAGAUCAGAUCAGAAAACCCUCCUCUUUAGGCUUCUAAAUCAACAAAACCCGAUUAUGGAACAAGUAGAAGCAAUUUUUGAAGCGGGGUGGAAUCCCUUGACUGAAAUGUGCUCCGAAGAGACUGAUUUCAUGGCACAGUUGCUCGGCAACUAUUCAAUUCCUAGUGAGGUGCCGAGCACUUCCAUCUUUGCAGUCUCUUCUACAUUUUCUCACUCAAAAACUUCUGGGGCUGACGAAUGCCCCAUGUACUCAUUAGAUGAUACUACUAAUGGCAAUAGCUUGUAUUCCUUAUCACAAGCAAGCUGUUACAGUGGAGGGAAUAGCAUUGUUUUCCCCUUCACAAAUACUGAAACUCUCUACCCCAGCACUUCUCAUCACGUUUUUGUAUCUGACAAUAAUACUUUUAUGGCGAUGGAUUAUUGUAUGAUGGAGAAUAAGAGCAAUAGCUGCUCCCAAAUUCAUAUAGGAAAUGGCUUCUUGAACCAAGAUGUGAGUAACGACAGCACACACUCCAACGAGGAGUCUGGAAGUUGUCUCCUAGCGAAGAAGUUGCAGCUCGGAAAGGAGGUUGCAUUGUCCAUUCCGGAACGACCGAAGGAAGAUGAAUUCAGUAGCCCUUCCGAGUCCAAGAAAAGAUAUAGGGUCCCUGGAGAAGUUGAAAGGAAUGAGCGAAACUUGAAAGUUGAGAAGCGGCGUAAGGUUGAUCAUGAUACCACCAAGGAUAAUAUUAAUGGUGGUGAUGAGAAGCAACGGUUAAGCAGCAGCUGUUUUUCGGAAGACCAUUCAAAUGCUUCGCGUGAAAAGAAAGGAGGAAUGAUAGGGAACUGUGGGGCAAAUUCGAGUGGAAAAACACGAACCAGUAGAGGUUCAGCAACCGAUCCCCAGAGCCUCUAUGCAAGGAAAAGAAGGGAAAGGAUAAAUGAAAGACUGAGAGUGUUGCAGAAUCUUGUUCCAAAUGGAACUAAGGUCGACAUCAGCACAAUGCUUGAAGAAGCUGUCCAGUAUGUCAAGUUCUUACAGCUUCAGAUCAAGAUGUUGAGCUCAGAUGAGUUGUGGAUGUAUGCUCCCAUUGCCUACAAUGGAAUGGACAUUGGUGGCCUCAUCUAAUUCUAAUUCCUAAUAUACACAUCGGAAUUCAACUGCAGACCAAAGCCAAUAUUUAUCCUCAUCAAAGAUGAUGAUGAUCAUGAUCAUGCCUUAGUUGGGAACACUACUACUAUUUAUUUCUCCAUUCUUUUUUUUUUUUUUUUUUUGUUUCUUAAUGAAUAAAAUGGCAAUGGCAAUAUCCUCUUCAACAGGGACAAAUCCCUUGAACCAUUCAUCAAUUAAUCAGUUAAACAAAAGCUUGAUCAAUAACUGUUUUUCUUUGUAUUUUGAGAGCAGCAGGCAGUGUAGGAGGAGGAGGGUUCAUGGAAUUGUAUAAAUAUCUAAUUAAUAAAUAAUGAAGUGUCCGAUCAAACUGUACUACUACAUGACACCAUCCAUGUUCCAAUAUGCAAUAGGAGAAGAGCUUCUUUCAUUUA
Molecule: messenger RNA, 6097 nt
Organism: Andrographis paniculata
Lineage: Eukaryota; Viridiplantae; Streptophyta; Magnoliopsida; Lamiales; Acanthaceae
Product: transcription factor bHLH84
Exons: 5
Coding region: 4629-5681 (350 amino acids)
Biological process (GO): regulation of transcription by RNA polymerase II
Cellular component (GO): nucleus
Molecular function (GO): protein dimerization activity; RNA polymerase II cis-regulatory region sequence-specific DNA binding; DNA-binding transcription factor activity, RNA polymerase II-specific
Source: RefSeq, a predicted model, not a curated record